AGCAGCAGAGCAAAAUUCAAAGUAGGAAUGGCGUUGUUGGGCGAGGACGGGCGAGGCUACGAGCUGGCGCGCAAGCUGGAGAGCCAGGGUAUUUGGCGGUCGUGGCUCGGCGACGCACUCUACUCCUCCUUCAUUCCGUUCCUCUCGUCGCCGGCAGCCUGGGACUCCUUUAUGCUUCCCGACGACUCCAAGUCUAGGCCGCAGAUCUCGCUCGAGCUCCGAGCCCGCGCUCUUCUCUUCGAUAAGGCAUCCGUAUCUCUGUUCGCGCAGCCUACCGCUCUCUCCAAGCUCAAUCCUAAUUAUCUGGAGCUGCACGGUGAUGAUGUGUAUUUUACGUUGGAAAAUGGUGGGCAAGAUGUGGACCAACGACACCCAGGCGUUGCUGCUUCAAGUACUACAUCAUCAAAGGGGCGCUCAAAAGCAUCUAGCAUUGGAUCAAGAUUUAGUGAACCAGACGUUGAUGCUGUAUCACAAAGACUUAGGCUGGAAGAACUACCGGAAACAUGGUACAAUCAGUUUUUUGAGAAAUAUAGGGCAACCAAAUCUUAUACAUUGAUGUUUGGGGAUAGGGAUUCUGAAAAACGGACACCUGAGCAGAUGUCUACUUAUCUUAGUUUGAUUGAGAAUCACAAGAGAAGGAGAGUAGCCUUUGUGGACAAUAUAUCAAGCUUGCGAUCAAACCCGGUAAUGGUUGAUGGCAGUCCGGCUGACGAUGCUCCCUUGUUCCCCGAAACAAUGUCCAUUUUUAAUUGUGUUCCUGAUAGUGCAGUCCUUAUAACAAGGAGACUUGAGAAUAAUCAGAAAGUUCCGUUCAAUGGGGUUUUAGACAACUUACCUCAGACCAUGACGAAGAGCCCAGUGAUGAGCCCUAUUAUGAUCGAGAGACUUGGUAUCCGACCUGAGUAUCUCAGCAUGGAACAAGGACAAGGUUGGGGAAAGAAUGGUUCUCAAGGGAGCAGGAAGCUUCUUAGUCAAGAACAAGCAUCACGGAUUUCACAGAAAGUGGUAGUGCGAUUGCUACACAAUGUGGGGUUUGAAUCUUCUUCAGACACCUCCUUAGAAGUUAUUGCACAACUUUUGAGUAGUCAUAUCAAUAAAUUAGGGCGCACCUUGAAGCUCCUUGCGGAUAGUUAUAGGAAACAGUGUUCAGCCACUGAAUUACUAAAGAUGUUCCUUCAAACUGCAGGAUAUAGUAACUUUAGGACCCUUGUGGAACUUAUGAAGGAUAACUCGAAGAGUGUUGCUCCACAAACUCAGCAGCAAGGGCUGAGCAUCCAGGGACAGAAUCUACCGCAGCAGCAGCAGCCUUCCGUUCAGCAGUCUCAGCAGAUGCUAAGGCAAAUGAAUCCCCAAAUGCAGCAGAUGAAUAAUCCUCAAUAUCUGGCGUUCCAGCAGCAACAGCAACAGUGGGAAAGGAUGAGGAGACGGCAACAACACCAGCAACAGCUACACCAACAGCAACAGCUGCAACAACAGCAACAACAGUCAACACCUCGUCCUGGCAUGAAUAUGAACAUGAGUAUCGACAAGGAUAGGCCUCUAGUGCAAGUGAAGAUGGAGGCUCCAUCCGAUUUUCCACUGGAUACAAAUACCUUCACAUCGAUGAAUCCCAGACAACCCCAGCUGCGGCAGCAACAACUAGCUGCAAUAUCUUCUUUUCACGCUCAAGCCAACAACAAUGCCUUUAGGCCUAUGAAUUCUCUCCAAAUCCCACAAAUUCAUUCACCGACCAUGUCAAUGGCAAGGGCUCCACCUGUAAAAGUUGAAGGUUUCCAGGAGCUGAUGGGCGGGGAUUCUUCCGCGAAGCAUGAUUCAGAGGAAAAUAAGCUACUUUCUCCUCGUAAGUAGUGAUGUAAAUGCUCAUCUUUGAGUAUGUGAAUUAGAUAAAUACUCAUUGGUCAUAUCUCUGAACCCAGUUGUAGAACAUCCCUUGUUUGUGUCUACUAAUUCAACGUAGGAAUUAUAUAGAGAAUCCAAUCUCGCACAGCAUUGCACUUGGCCAUUCUCAGUUUAUCAGUGUUUAUAUUUUAA
Salvia hispanica is the source of this 2031-nucleotide messenger RNA. RefSeq names its product transcription initiation factor TFIID subunit. The record is from RefSeq and is a predicted model, not a curated record. Gene Ontology annotation, molecular function: protein heterodimerization activity. NCBI's taxonomy places the organism in Eukaryota, Viridiplantae, Streptophyta, Magnoliopsida, Lamiales, Lamiaceae.